Molecule: messenger RNA, 3024 nt
Organism: Triplophysa rosa
Lineage: Eukaryota; Metazoa; Chordata; Actinopteri; Cypriniformes; Nemacheilidae
Gene: clockb
Product: clock circadian regulator b
Exons: 21
Coding region: 488-2911 (807 amino acids)
Biological process (GO): circadian regulation of gene expression; regulation of transcription by RNA polymerase II
Cellular component (GO): CLOCK-BMAL transcription complex; nucleus; cytoplasm
Molecular function (GO): protein dimerization activity; DNA-binding transcription factor activity, RNA polymerase II-specific; E-box binding
Source: RefSeq, a predicted model, not a curated record
CUAGUGCGCAUGCUCGCGUGAAGUGGGCCACGGUUUAUCGUUUAGCUUAAUGUUUUUAACCCAUUCGUAAAAUAAAUCGCCCUCGCACGGCCGGCGAUCGAAAUUAAACGAAGAUACAGUCUGCGUUGGCAUAACGCGUAACAAACCCGCAUUGAAGGUUGAAGUGUGCGGCGUUUCCAGCCGUCGGGAGGUGCUUCCGUUACGCCUCUCGUGUCAGUAGGCCCGCUGACCCACAUUCGGGAGACCGCUUAAGGAAGUGCGUGCAUGAAAUUCACUUUUGCAUUUCUCACUGCAUCGUAACAUUAUUCACCGCAGCGGUGCUUUGCGAUUCGGUGGCUAAAAGUGGGCUAAGAUCCGUCUAGGCACCCGGGUGGAUGUGGAUGUUUUAUUUCGGAAGGCUCUCAGGUUGGCAUCUCUUCCUCACCAAUGUCUUCCCAAUGCAUCAGAUUUUUUGUUACCCCAGACUGAUCCAUGAGACGGCUUUAUCAUGAGCUCCAGAGACAGAGAUGAUGGCAGUAUUUUCGAUGGGCUGAUGGAGGAAGAUGAGAAGGAUAAGGCAAAACGAGAUUCAAGAAAUAGAUCAGAGAAGAAAAGGCGGGACCAGUUCAAUGUCCUCAUCAAAGAACUUGGCACCAUGUUGCCUGGCAACACUCCCAAGAUGGACAAGUCUACCAUUCUGCAGAAAAGCAUCGAUUACCUGCGCAAGCACAAAGAAAUUGCCGCACAGUCCGAGUCGAGCGAGAUCAAACAGGAUUGGAAGCCACCGUUUCUUAGCAAUGAGGAGUUUACACAGCUGAUGCUGGAGGCACUGGAUGGGUUCUUUAUAGUAAUGCUGACAGAUGGCAACAUCAUUUAUGUCUCAGAAAGCAUCACCUCUCUACUUGAACAUCUGCCUUCAGACCUGGUUGACCAGAACCUUUUAAACGUCCUUCCAUUGGCAGAGCACUCAGAAGUGUACAAAGCACUUGCCUCGCACCCUGAUAUUGCAAACCUCAGCUCUGAUUACCUCAAAAACAAGAACCAGAUGGAGUUUUGUUGUCACAUGCUCAGAGGUUCCUUGGAUCCCAAGAAACCACCCGUGUAUGAAUAUGUCAAGUUUAUUGGCCACUUUAAGUCACUUGCCAACAUGCCUCUCACCACCCGAAACGGCCUCGAGGGAAUUAUACAGCGUACUUUGCAACCAGCCUUUGACGAUCAAGUCUGUUUCAUCGCGACUGUGCGGCUUGCCAAACCCCAGUUCAUCAAAGAGAUGUGCAUGGUCCAGGAGCCCAAUGAAGAAUUCACAUCUCGACACAGUCUGGAGUGGAAGUUUCUUCUAUUAGAUCACAGAGCACCACCGAUCAUUGGUUACAUGCCGUUUGAAGUCCUGGGGACAUCAGGCUACGACUACUAUCAUGUAGACGACCUGCAUUCACUGGCCAAAUGUCACGAGCACUUAAUGCAGUUUGGAAAAGGGAAAUCGUGCUAUUAUCGCUUUUUGACUAAAGGGCAGCAGUGGAUUUGGCUUCAGACUAAUUACUACAUCACCUAUCACCAGUGGAACUCACGACCAGAGUUCAUUGUGUGCACACACACUGUUGUGAGUUACGCUGAAGUGCGAGCGGAGCGGAGGAGAGAGAUGGGUAUAGAAGAUUCACCCCCUGAGCUGAAGGGAGACAAGAAUUCUGGUUCUAAAUCACAGUUGAACACAUCCUCUCUGAAGGAGGUUCUGGAGCGCUUCAGCAACAGCCGAACACCCUCCACAUCCUCACGGAGCUCCUACAAGUCUUCGCACACGGCCGUCUCUGACAACACCUGCACAUCCACUCCUUCUAAGCUACAGAUGGAUGUGAGCACUCCGCCCCGGCCCCCCACUGUUGAUAUGACACCACAGUGCCGUUCCUCUGUCAGCACACAGUCCAUGAGUUCCCAGAACACCACUCAAACUGGCUCUCCUGUCCAGAUCAGCCAACAACCGCAACCACAGCAGCAGGUUCAGCCUAAUGCCUUGUUCUCCGCGCAGUUGAAUGCGAUGCAGCACUUAAAAGAUCAGCUGGAGCAGCGGACACGCAUGAUAGAAGUCAACAUUCAGAAACAGCAGGAAGAACUGAGACAGAUUCACGAGCAGCUACAGAGAGUUCAGGGACAAGGAGCUCCGAUGAUUCUGCAGCAGUCGGGGGGUGGACUCAGCGUGCAGUUGCCGCAAGUCGGUGGAACUCAAACUAGCAUUUUAGGGGUUGGGGCGCAGACUGGUUUUGUAGCUAUACAGGGUCAAAACGUGACAAGCACAGCACACAGUGGGACUGUUCCACAACAACAAGCACUUCCACAGCAGCUGGCUUCACGUUCCCUGCAACCGAAUCUACAGAGCUCCGCGUGUGGUCCGGUAUACAACACCAUGAUGAUAAGCCAGCCAGCUAAUGCCAACGUUGUGCAGAUACCCAGCGGACUGGCACCCAAAAUAAAUCAGGGCAAUGCAAUAAACAGGUUUCCAACGGGGCAGCAGUUGGUCACAAAGAUAGUGGCAGCUCCGAUGGCUUGUGGCGCAGUAAUGGUACCCACGACCAUGUUCAUGGGUCAGGUAGUGACAGCAUACAGCCCGUUUCCACAGCAACAAGGUCAGGCACAAACAAUAGCGCUGCAGACUCAGUCCCCUGCAUCUGUAGAAUUAGCUCAAGCUACCGCACUACAAUCAAGUCAACAGCAGGGGGCAACACAGCAACAGACAAAACAGCAGCAACAACAGUUUUUGCAGGGCACACGCCUUCUCCACGGCAACCAGUCCACACAACUCAUUCUGCAGGCUUUUCCUAUUCAGCAGCAGGGCACAUUUACACCCUCACAACAGCAACAACUGAAACCACAGACUCAAAAACAGCAGAAACCUGCCGCAUCUCAUCAGACCGACAGCACCAGUGCCCAGUCUCAGUAAUGCUGACGAACACACCAGCUAAUCAGAGGGAAGGGCCAGUUGAUGUAAUCUUCCGUCUGCGAAUUAAUUGGUCAGGUGCUAUAUUGAUCGGUAGCUAUUUGAUCUUGCGAUUU